AUGGCCGAGAGAAUGUGGCGUGGAAAUACAAAGGUCGUUGGCCAAGACUGCACGGAAGGAUAUGCCAAAGCAGGAGGGCAAGAGAACGCAGCAGGGAACGCCAAAACUGAAUGCCAGAGUGAAUGUGGCAAAGAAAGCAAGAGGAAAAGGCCAGGAGAAUGUGGUGUGGAACACGAAAACAGGAGGACAAGAGAAUGCAGGGGGUUCUGGGGGGUGGUUGAGGGUAUUUGGUGGGGGGCUGGGGGUGGUUGUUGGGAUCACAUUGGCCCCAUUUGGUGCCAUUUUGGAUCAACUGGGUGCCAUUUUGGGUCACAUCGACCCCAUUUUGGUCCAUUUCUCCCCCAGCCCCAGUACUGCAAUGCAUUGGACGCAGCUGAGCGCCGUGAGCUGAAGCUCUUUGCCCAGCAGCGCCAACGGGAGAACCUGGGCCGAGGCAGCGCCCGCCCCAUCCCGGUCACCUCCACCUCCAUCUGCCAGCAGUGUGGCCGGCGGCUGAGCGGAGGGGACAUGGCGGUGUUCGCGGCGCGGGCCGGCCACGGGGCGUGCUGGCACCCACAGUGCUUCAGCUGUGCCACGUGUGGGGAGCUGCUGGUGGACCUCAUCUACUUCUACCAGGACGGGCGCAUCUACUGCGGGCGGCACCACGCCGAAACGCGCCGGCCCCGCUGCCAGGCCUGCGACGAGGUACCCAAAUCCUGCACCUUUCCCUUGGAAAGUACCAAAAUUCUGCCUUUUACCCUUUAAAAUGCCAGAUUUUGCUCAUUCCCUUCUGAAAAUGGCGAUGCGUUGCUCUUUUCCCUUUGAAAAUACCAAUGUUCUGUGCUUCUUUCCUUUGAAAUCAUUAAAAUUGCAUUCUUUCCCCUUUAAAAAUGCUAAAGUUCCACUGCUUUCCCUUUGAAAAUACCAACAUUCAGCUCUUUUUCUUCUGGAAAUACUGAAGUUGAACAAUUUUCCCUUUGAAAAUGGAGAGGUUCUGCUCUUUUUUCCUUUAGAAAAUGCAAAGCACUGCUCUUCUCCCUUUGAAAAUGCCAAUAUUGUGUUCUUUUUGCUUUUAAAAUGGCUAAGUUCUGAUCUUUUUCCGUUGAAAA
Messenger RNA from Meleagris gallopavo (turkey), 1088 nucleotides. Lineage: Eukaryota; Metazoa; Chordata; Aves; Galliformes; Phasianidae. The record is from RefSeq and is a predicted model, not a curated record.